GGCCCUUGGGCGGAGGGGCUCCCUCCCGACUCGCGAGGAGACCUCCCCCCCCCACCAAUUUCCCCGGACGGGAGCGAGAAGGCGGCAGCGACGAAGAGGCAGCCCAGCCUAGCCCGGACCGGGGAGAGCCCUCGUCUGCCGAAUUUGCUGACAGCUCUUGAAAGAUGAUUUUGGCGAAUAAGGCUGAACGCUAACAGCUUUCGCCUCGGCAGCACAAAGAGCAAUCAAGUCUAGAAGAAAGGGGGAAAAACACACACACACUAUGUGUAGAGCUGUUGAUGAGUAGCACAUGGCUUUGGAGUGGAGAAAGAGGAGGAGGAGGCGGCAGUGGCGACGAAGGAGGGGAGGGCACUGCUCUUCCCGUUCACAUCCAGACCGAAGGGCUUCAGGCUUAUAAGAAGAGAUGCUAAGGCAGAACCCGGUUCUACCCAUGUGGCCAAACAGCGCAGACCCUACAGCUACUUGACCGGCAGGAGGCCCGACCUGGAACGGCACAGAUCCAUCUUGCCUGGUGUGUGUGGUUUUUUUUCUAUUUGCAAGUGGAGGAGAGACGGACACAGGAGCAAAGCCGAAUUUAAAAUGCCAGCUAAAGGCAAAUACUUCUUCAGUGAAAACGAAGGCUGCAAGAUCAGCGAUCCUUUGUACGAGAAAUACCGCUACUCCAGCCAGCAGCAUCCUCUGCUUUUCUUCCUGGUCUUCAUUGCCAUCGCUUAUUGCAUGACGCUCGUCAUCGUUCUCGUCAGCCGGGACGAUCCUCAUAAUCACCUUCCCUUCGUUAUUAUAGUGAGCAUCGCUCUUGUGAUUUUUAUAAUCAUGUACAUUCUGGUUUAUAUCGAGUGCUUCUUCUGGUGCCGACUGAAAUUAUUUGCUGCCAUGAUUUGGAUCUGCCUGCUGGCCAUUGCCUACGUGUCCAUUUUUAACAAGGGAAACGUACACCACCUGGCUGCCUGGGAACAGGUACCUUUUUUCUUAUUCAUCAUCUUCACGGCUUACACCAUGUUACCCUUGGGGAUGAGAGAUGCUGUCAUUGUCAGCAGUGUUUCAGCGCUCUUUCAUAUUAUUGUUCUGACCAUCGCCAUAAUGGAACAGAAUGACAAGAACGAGCGGACCCUCGUGUUUCAGGUGCUUGCCAACGCUGUAAUUUUCCUGUGUGGCAAUCUGAUGGGAGCGUUUCACAAACAUCAGAUGCAGGAUGCUUCGUGGGACUUGUACAGAUACACUCUGAAAUGCAUCCAAGUCCAGAUGAAGCUGAAGAUCGAAAAAAGACAGCAAGUGCGUGGUUUUGCCCUUUCAUUACUUUUUCUUUUGUUCCCUUAAAAAAAACAAAACAUGCACCUAUCCAUAAUUGAAUUAUUUUUUCUAAAAUUAUCAGUGGUGAGGCUAAAGACGAAAGACAAGUAAAAAUGUAAUAACAGUAUUAUGUUCUUGUACAGUAUCCUAUAUGCAGAUAUUGUGGGUUUCACCCGAUUAGCAAGUGAUUGUUCUCCCAAAGAGCUGGUGGUGAUGCUGAAUGAACUCUUCGGCAAGUUUGAUCAAAUCGCAAAGGAAAAUGAAUGCAUGCGGAUUAAAAUUUUGGGAGACUGUUAUUACUGUGUCUCAGGCUUACCCGUGUCGUUGCCGGUGCAUGCCAAGAACUGUGUGAAAAUGGGCCUUGACAUGUGUGAAGCUAUAAAACAAGUGAGAGAAGCCACAGGAGUCGAUAUUAAUAUGCGGGUCGGCAUUCAUUCCGGGAACGUGUUGUGCGGCGUGAUCGGCCUUCGGAAGUGGCAGUACGACGUUUGGUCUCACGAUGUCUCCUUAGCGAACCGAAUGGAGUCUGCAGGCGUUCCUGGUCGUGUUCACAUCACGGAAGCCACGCUCAAUCACCUUGGAAAGGCUUACGAGGUGGAAGAAGGAAACGGGCAUCUCCGAGACCCCUACCUGGAAGCCAUGAAUAUCAAAACAUACCUGGUGAUUGAUCCAAGGUCCAAGCAGCGCACCUCCAACCAUCACGUCCCCCAAACGAGAGUGCAGGACGGUUUGAAGAUGAGGGCCUCCGUCCGGAUGUCACGCUAUUUGGAGUCCUGGGGGGCCGCCCGGCCUUUCUCGCACCUCAACCACCGAGAGAGCGUCAGCAGCGAGACCUCCGCACCCAACAGGAGGCGUAGAAAGGAAACAGCCCUGCAGCUUGCAAAUCGCCAAAGGACUUCAGAAAGCCUGGAUGGACCUAGACAUGAAUGUGCAUGUCCUCCUUCCGUUGUAAACCAGAAAAAUAUGUCUCAGAAAGGAAGGAUAGAAGAAGACAUUCACGACAAAAUGCUGUCCACCAUUGAGAACCUUAGUUCAGCCAAGCCAUGGUGCAGUGAGACAGAUGACUUCCAUGGGCCGUGUGGGUUUUUUGUUGACAUGGGACUUGAAAAAGAGUACCGCACAAUCCCUAUUCCCAAACUGAGGGGCUAUUUCGUCUGUGCCAGCAUUGUCCUGGUGUGUAUGUUUGCGGUGCAGAUAUGCGUCAUGCCAACAACAUCAAAACUAGGAAUUUCAUUUGGGGUCGUCGCUGUCAUCAUGGGGCUUAUUUUAUGCGUAUGUUUUGCAGAUGACUGCUGGAAGUGUUGUUCCAAGCGAUGGCCCCUGGCUCGUUACCUUCGCACGUUUUCCCAGAAAGUUGAGACGCUGCCCUCUGUGAGGCUCCCAUUGGCCACCCUUGCACUGGGCUCCCUGCUAAUCAUCGCCAUUUUUAACUUGCCCACAAACCAGCCCAGCGGAAACUGUAGCACACUGUUCACUGGCCCGCUGGCAGGAAAUGACUCUUCUGGAAACAAGGACGAGACAUUGAGUAGACUGGCUGUGACCUGUUCUUACUAUACCUACUGCUGCCUCCUGGGUUUUAUCGCCUGCUCUGUAUUCCUUCGAAUGAGCUUCGAAUUCAAGUUCAUGCUUCUGUCAGGAGCUGUCGUUGGGUAUUUCAUCAUAUUUAACACCAGCCCAGUUUUGAGUCCCGGCCACUGCAGCAUCCACAAUUCAACCAUAAGUUUUUUUAUGAAAGAUUCGACAAUAAUGACAAACUUAUACCUGGCUCUGUUUUAUAUAACCCUUGUUCUGCUGUCAAAACAGAUAGACUAUUACUGUCGGCUGGACUGCCUACAAAAGAGUAAGUUUAAGAAAGAACACGAGUCAUUUGAGACCAUGGAGAACGUCAACAGACUGUUGCUGGAAAACGUCCUUCCGGCACAUGUUGCUGCCCAUUUUAUUGGGGACAACAAAUUAAACGAGGAUUGGUAUCACCAGUCCCAUGACUGUGUCUGUGUCAUGUUCGCCUCCGUCCCCGACUUCAAGGUGUUCUACACGGAGUGUGACGUGAACAAAGAAGGGCUGGAGUGUCUUCGGCUCCUCAAUGAAAUCAUUGCUGAUUUUGAUGAGUUGCUGCUGAAGCCUAAAUUCAGUGGUGUUGAGAAAAUCAAAACCAUUGGGAGCACAUACAUGGCCGCAUCAGGGCUCUGUGUGACACAUGGCCAAGAGAAUAACGUGGAGAGGCAGCAUGCUCAAAUCGGCAUCAUGGUGGAAUUCGCGAUGGCCUUGAUGACCAAACUUGAUGGCAUCAACAGGCAUUCCUUCAAUAAUUUCCGGCUCCGAGUUGGUAUAAACCACGGGCCUGUGGUUGCUGGUGUGAUUGGUGCUCGCAAACCUCAAUAUGACAUUUGGGGGAACACGGUCAAUGUGGCCAGCCGAAUGGAGAGUACUGGAGAACUUGGGAAAAUCCAGGUUACGGAAGAGACGUGCAAAAUCCUAGAGCGCCUAGGAUACGCUUGCGAAUGCCGAGGACUUAUUAACGUCAAAGGAAAGGGAGAACUUAUGACCUAUUUUGUGUGCACUGAUACAGCCAAAUCCCAAGCCCUUUGAUCGGAACAAAAAGCCACUGAGAAGUAGGGUUAAAAAUACAGAUCAUGCCGGGUUUGUGCUGUUCUAUAAACAGCUUCCUUUCUGUGAAGCCUGGAGACGCCCGCCUCCUUACGUAAAGAAGCUGAAGACCCAGUGAUUAUGAACUACCUAACAAGGGUACCAUUUUUUAGUGCAAGAGAGAGAGGUAUGGAAAGCUCUUGAAGCAAUGUUUACAGCUGUUCCUGACUCUGAGAUUAAGGUUUGUGAAGAUCCCGUGCUGUAGGGAUGUGCGAUACGGUCAUGCCCUUUUUUUGCCGUCACCUGUGGAUUCACAGUUGAGCUGAUUUACUGCCUCUUCCUCGCCCUUCAUUCAGCUCUAGUAACAGUAAUGGACUUGUCCUGUAGAAGAUAGGGCCCCAAUGGCAGCCACACUGCCUUUAGGAAGCCAGAGAUGGAGCACUGCUACUUUCUAUAUAUUUUUUUUCAAAAAAAGAACAGAAGACUGGAUUUGCAGGGGGAGCCCAACCAAGGUGUCGUUUGAACUCGAGACCACCUGUCUGCAACCCAUGUGGGCUCCCCAAUUUUGUGCUGAAGCUCCUUCUAGAACCUGCUUUCAAGUACCAGACAUUUGCACUGCCAGUAUUUUCUACGAACUGAAUCCUGUCCACAUAACUGUGUUUUCCUUGCGGUCGCUUUGUAUUACUGCUAGACCUCUACCCUCCUCGGAUCAUACCAGUCCACGGUCACCUCUGCUUUUAGAAACGUGGUAAGUGGGGAGCUUUUCCAAUUUGUACCUGUUUGGUGUUUCUUGGGUUCGUACCUGUGCGUGAGAGCAAGCAGCUGCACCUUCGGUUCUUGACUACGCUUCCACUUUGGGUGGAAACAAAUCGGUGGUGCCUCUUUCUCACUUUAUGCGGUGGCGUAUUCGCCCUUCAUAAAAUGCCCUUUUAGUUCAGCAACUGUUCAAUAUCCUACAUCAGUAUGUGAAAUACUGGGAUUGUGUGUGUAAAUUCAGUCCCUCUUCCCUUAAGGAUUCAGAUAACCAUGCUAAUAUAAAUUCAAAGCUAUUAUUACCUACAGCUUCAUCACUGUCAUGGAAAAAUUCUCCGUACCUGGUAAAACUGGAUGAUGCACGAUUCCACCAUGUAUUACGACCGUUGAACCGUA
Messenger RNA from Pogona vitticeps (central bearded dragon), 5025 nucleotides. The record is from RefSeq and is a predicted model, not a curated record. Lineage: Eukaryota; Metazoa; Chordata; Lepidosauria; Squamata; Agamidae.